AUGGGCGAAUUGGAGGUGAAGAGUGCGGAUAAUGAUCCGUUAGGCGUUGAGUUUGCGUCGAGCUGCAGAACGGGUCGGAGGAAUGCACUAGCGAUUGUCGAGGUUGAGGGUAUCGAUCCCGAGACUAUUAAGCUUGCUGAAAGACUGUCGAAUAUUAGCGCUCAUGAUAAGGACGAUCAACACAACACGCCCAGCUCAUCAAGUUUAUCCGAUGGCACAAGUUGGUCAUUUCGUUUAUUUUAUCAGUGA
Messenger RNA from Anisakis simplex (herring worm), 249 nucleotides. NCBI's taxonomy places the organism in Eukaryota, Metazoa, Nematoda, Chromadorea, Rhabditida, Anisakidae. The record is from the annotation of a GenBank genome assembly.